ACCAGGCCCCUCUGAAGGCAGUGAUUGUGAUUAUCCUUAUCAGGCACCAGGGCCUUACAUCAACCAUAUACUCCCGUGAGAAAGACAGAAGGAAAAGAGAAAAUGGAUGGGAUUCAACAAGUAGCCUUACCCGUACUAGGAAUUGUAGCAGCUGCAGCUGUUACCUUCUACGCUGUAAGCUUUUCUGAGCUUAGAGAGAAAUCUUUUAAAGAUUUAGAAGAUUCAGAGGCUGAAAAUGGUGGAUUCAAGUAUGUGAGCUCAAGAGAGAGGCGGGCAAGAAGAAAAGCAGAGAAAGAAUCCAAAGGUUGAACACAGAAAGCAAUCCUAAAAAGAGUAUUUCCUUUUCUUAGACGUUGUUUUUGUUUGUAGAAAAAGGAGAUGACAAUCGUUAUAUUUAUCCAAUAAAAAAUGCCAUCCUUUUUUUGUUCUUCUUUGUCUUUUGAGAUUGUUGUUCCAAAAAUUACCGAUCAAAGAACUUGUGGGCAUCUGUGUUCACACAUGGAGCUUCCAACAGUAGAUGUAUAAGGAAUUCUUCUUAUUUUGUAGGGGCAUGAUACUAAAUUGAUUUCAAAAUA
Messenger RNA from Alnus glutinosa, 575 nucleotides. RefSeq lists its product as uncharacterized. The transcript is spliced from 2 exons. Bases 103 to 309 code for a protein of 68 amino acids. Lineage: Eukaryota; Viridiplantae; Streptophyta; Magnoliopsida; Fagales; Betulaceae. The record is from RefSeq and is a predicted model, not a curated record.